CAGCUGCAAGGGCUGAGGGGAAUCCUGCCUGCCGGUCUCCUUGUUUCCCUGACCAGAGAUCCAGAAAAGCACCAUGGGCCGAAUCACAGAAGAUCUUAUUAGACGGAAUGCUGAGCACAACGACUGUGUAAUUUUUUCCCUGGAGGAACUCUCCUUGCAUCAGCAAGAAAUAGAAAGGCUAGAACAUAUUGACAAAUGGUGCCGGGACUUAAAAAUUCUCUAUCUUCAAAAUAACCUCAUUGGAAAAAUUGAAAAUGUUAGCAAACUGAAGAAACUUGAAUAUUUGAACUUAGCAUUGAACAACAUUGAAAGAAUUGAAAACUUGGAAGGAUGUGAGUGGCUGACAAAACUUGACUUGACUGUAAAUUUCAUUGGAGAACUGAGCAGCGUUAAAACCCUGACACACAAUAUUCAUCUGAAGGAGCUGUUCCUCAUGGGUAACCCAUGUGCUGACUUUGAUGGCUACAGGCAGUUUGUGGUGGUGACCUUGCAACAGUUAAAGUGGUUGGAUGGCAGAGAAAUAGAGCGUUCUGAAAGGAUCCAGGCAUUGCAGAACUACACAUCAGUUGAACAGCAAAUCAGAGAGCAAGAGAAAGCUUACUGCCUUAGACGAGCCAAAGAGAAAGAGGAAGCUCAGAGGAAACUCGAGGAAGAAAAUGAAAGAGAAGAGAAGAAGAAGAGCGGCCCAGGCUUUGAUGGGCAUUGGUACACAGACAUCCAUGAUGCUUGCCCUUCUGCCAUAGAGAACCAAGAUUAUCUCCAGGUACCAGAAACACAAGAAGAGCAACACAACACAAAGAAAUCAGAUGAAAUCGAAGAUGAUCUGGCAUUCUGGAACAAACCGUCUUUGUUCACCCCUGAAUCUAGACUGGAAACUCUCAGACACAUGGAAAAACAGCGAAAAGCCCAAGAUAAGUUAAGUGAAAAGAGAAAGAAAAUGAAACCACCCCGCACUUUGAUUACAGAAGAUGGGAAAGUCCUGAAUGUCAACGAAGCCAAACUUGAUUUCUCUUUGAAAGACGACGAGAAACACAACCAGAUCAUCCUGGACCUGGCUGUCUAUAGGUACAUGGAUACCUCUUUAAUUGAUGUUGAUGUGCAGCCGACUUAUGUUCGAGUAAUGGUCAAAGGAAAGCCAUUUCAACUUGCCCUUUCUACAGAGGUCCAGCCUGACAGCAGCUCUGCUAAAAGGUCCCAGACAACAGGACAUUUGCUGAUCUGCAUGCCCAAGGUUGGAGAAAUGAUCACAGGAGGUCAACGAACACCCACAUCAGUGAAAACGACCUCGGUGAGCAGCAGGGAACAAACAAACCCCAGAAGAAAGCAGAUAGAAAGAUUGGAGGUUGACCCCAGCAAGCAUUCCUGCCCUGAUGUGACUACCAUAGUACAAGAGAAAAGACAGAAACCCAAAAGAAUGGAAUCUCGACCCCGAGUGGGACCCAGUGAGGGAGACGCAGACUUGGAGGAUAACCCAGAGGUGCCUCCACUGAUUUGAUCCACAGACCCAUGUUGCUUGGUGUUGACAGUGGGUCUGUGUCA
Messenger RNA from Mus pahari (shrew mouse), 1539 nucleotides. RefSeq names its product leucine rich repeat containing 6 (gene Dnaaf11). Gene Ontology annotation, molecular function: protein binding. Gene Ontology annotation, cellular component: cytoplasm. The record is from RefSeq and is a predicted model, not a curated record. Bases 74 to 1495 code for a protein of 473 amino acids. Gene Ontology annotation, biological process: outer dynein arm assembly. NCBI's taxonomy places the organism in Eukaryota, Metazoa, Chordata, Mammalia, Rodentia, Muridae. The transcript has 12 exons.